AUGGCCAUGGAACAGAUUGAGAAGAAUCAUGAAGAACGUUUAAAGCUUCAUGUUGAAAAUUUUCAGUAUGAGGUGACUAAGCUUCGUGACGUUGCCAAAGAACAUCAUGUUCUUUUUCCUGAGGAAGUUAAGAAGUUGGAGGAGUUAGUGGGAAGUUUAAAAGAGUCCUUGUCAAAGCUUGAUCUGUCUCAACAAUCUGUUGUCUCCCAGGAUUCGAUUUCGAAUAUGAUUUCUUCUAUUGAAUCUAAUCUCAAGGACGAACUUUCUCCUCUACUUAAGUUGGUUAUGCUAAUGCCAACGAGUACCCAACCUGUGAAUCAACUGGUGCAAGGGGGAGAUAAGGGCUUGGCUCUUUGA
Messenger RNA from Lactuca saligna, 357 nucleotides. The record is from the annotation of a GenBank genome assembly. NCBI's taxonomy places the organism in Eukaryota, Viridiplantae, Streptophyta, Magnoliopsida, Asterales, Asteraceae.